CUCGUAUUAAAAACAUUCAACAUGAGCAUUCAAGGAUUCUUUGGAUUGAAGGUUGCCCCUGGUAAGGUGUACAGUCAAAUUGCUGAAAACUCAUUCCGUCUCACAAUGGCCUCUCUUGCUGAAAACACAAAGAAUAACAACCGUACUAGUCUCACCAUUAAGGUCGAUGAACGUGAUUUUGUUUUGUGCUCUUUGACUCCUGGAAAAGUUGAUCAACAAUUAUUGGAUUUGAUUAUUGUGAAGGGUGAAGAAGUUGCUUUCUCUGUUCAAGGUCAAGGCACUAUUCACUUGACUGGCAAUUACUUGUUUGAAGGCGAAGGUGACGAAGAUGAAGAGGAUGAAGAUAUCAACAGUGACGAAUUGGACAGUGAUGAAGCCGAUCUCAUGCUUGAAGACGAUGAAGAAGACGAAGAUGAAGAUGAAGAAGAAGAUAUGGAUGAUGAAGCUCUUUUGGAAAAUAUGCCCGAAGGUAUUGAUCGUGAAAAAGUCCUUGCCUACUUGAACGGUGAAAUUGACUCUGAUGAUAUGGGUUCUGACUCUGAAGAAGAACUUGACGAAUCUCGCAUCCAAGAAAUUGUAGAUGAAGAAGAAGGAGAAGAAGAGGAAGAAGAAGAAGAAGAAGAGGAAGAAGAAGAAGAAGAAGAAGAAGAAGAAGAAGAAGAAGAAGAAGAAGAACCUGCCAAGCCAUUGACCAAGCAAGAAAAGAAACGCGCUGCCGCUGCUGAAAAGGAAACCGCCUCCAAGAAACAAAAGACGGAAGAAAAGAAGUCCAAGGCCGAAGAAAAGAAGCCCAAACAACAAGAAAAGAAACCCAAGGCUGAAGAAAAGAAACCCAAAGCUGAAGAAAAGAAGCCCAAGGUCGAAGAAAAGAAGCCCAAGCAACAAGAAAAGAAGGUGACCAAGAUGCCUAAUGGUUUGAUUAUUGAAGAUGUUAAGAUUGGUGAAGGUGCCAAUGUUAAAAACGGUGCUCGAAUUGGCAUGCGAUAUAUUGGUAAAUUGACCAACGGAAAGGUAUUCGAUAAGAACACUUCUGGCAAGCCUUUCAACUUUGUUCUCGGUCGUGGUGAAGUGAUCAAGGGUUGGGAUCAAGGUAUUCUUGGAAUGAAGUUAGGUGGUGAACGUAAGUUGACCAUUCCUGCACCCUUGGCUUAUGGUCGUCGUGGAGCUGGAAAAGACAUCCCACCUAACGCUACCUUGGUAUUUGAAAUCAAGUUGGUAUCAAUGAAAUAGAUAGAUUACAUUUCAAUUUAUGUCUACAUACUAUUGUUUAUUUCUUUCAUUAUUCUUUUAUCACUUUUUCUUAGAUAGCUUUUUUUUUUUUUUUUUGUCAUCAUUCUUUAUCAUCAUUUAUCAUACUUUUUUAUUUUUAUUUCUACAACGCAAUAAAGUAUUUGAUUGUACCAGU
Messenger RNA from Halteromyces radiatus, 1405 nucleotides. RefSeq lists its product as uncharacterized. Gene Ontology annotation, molecular function: macrolide binding; peptidyl-prolyl cis-trans isomerase activity. Bases 22 to 1230 code for a protein of 402 amino acids. The record is from RefSeq and is a predicted model, not a curated record. NCBI's taxonomy places the organism in Eukaryota, Fungi, Mucoromycota, Mucoromycetes, Mucorales, Cunninghamellaceae. Gene Ontology annotation, cellular component: nucleolus; chromatin. The transcript has 9 exons.